CGGGCUGUGCUAACUGCGCCAUGGGCAACAAAUUGAGCUGUUCGUGUGCGCCUCUGAUGCGCAAGGCUUAUCGCUAUGAGGAUUCACCCUGGCAGAGCUCUCGUCGUCGCGAUGGUCAUCUCUUAAGUUCGUUCAGGUUGUGGGCUGAGGUCUUUCACGUAUCGGCAAGCGGCGCCGGCACCGUCAAGUGGCAACAAGUGUCUGAAGAUUUGGUUCCUGUUAACAUUACCUGCAUUCAGGACUCGCCCGAGUGCAUCUUUCACAUCACCGCGUACAACAGCCAGGUGGACAAGAUACUCGAUGUGCGACUUGUGCAGCCAGGCACACGCAUUGGCCAGGCAUCGGAAUGCUUUGUUUACUGGAAGGAUCCAAUGACUAACGAUACUUGGGGCCUCAAUUUCACAUCGCCCAUCGAUGCCAAACAGUUUCGGGAAUGCUGUUCGCCUUCUUUCAAAUUUUCACGAAAGGCCUCGUCGAGCUACUCCCUGAAACUGGAUCCGCCGGGCAAGGGCAAGGUGAAGGCCAAGCGAAAGCCUCUCAGCACUCCGGCGUCGCCGUCGCGCGUGCGCCAAGAGCCCCAAUGCACCUGCAUGUCCGCCGAGCAGUAUGCGCGCUUGAGAACCGAUCCACGUGUUAGAGGUUCAUCCACAUUGCCGCGUAAUGUCGGCUCCCACAGAAUCACCGAUGUCGAUGGCCAGCAGCAGGGCAAAGUUGUAAGCGCCGUGAGCAGCACCUCGCUCUAUGAUAAUGUGGCUAGCGGUGGGCCGGGCGUGGUCCAAGGAGGCGAUACCCUACAACGUCAGCUCAAAGGGCAAGACGGCUCGAUGGUGGCCAAUGCGGGCGUCAAUACCAACACACCGGGCGUCAUUGUCACCGGCGUGGGCAGCGGCUCGGACAUGUGCACACAGAAUCAUGUGGGCUCCCAGGUGGGCCCAGACGAUGCCGGCGCCUGCCAAAUGGAUAUGGAUCUGUCGAAGAGCGAGGGCACCCAGGUUGGCGGCGGACUGCACCAGAGCGUGGGCACCUCCACCAAGUCGACCGGCACACGCACCAAGGAUUUCAACGAUGAUAUGACACGCGACGCGCACUCGCACGAUAUGCACCACCAGCACAACGUAAUCAACAACAACACACGACGCAAGACCAAGAGCACCGAGGACAUGAACGUCGACACGAGCACACUAAAGCGCAUGCUAAAGCCGAUGCCCAGCACCGAGAGCCCCGUCACGUCGCCGGAGAUGGGGCGACGCCGCUACAACUACUACAAUGCCAAUGGCGCACAAACGCUGGGGCCGCAGCACAUGCAUCAGCACGGCAUGGGCAUGGGCAUGGGCGUGGGCGUGGGCGUCGGCGGUGGGCCCGGAGGUGGAGGUGGCGGUGCUGGCGGCGGCCAUCACGUCAUGAACAACAAUACCAUGGGCCGCAACAGCGGCAGUCAGUCGUCGCGCUUCUCCGGCUCGAGAUCUUCGCAUGAAAUCGGUCGCGGCUAUCCGCCGCGCAAUCUGUACUUGGAAUUGGAGCGAGAGCGCGAGCGCAGCUGCAUCGAGGGCUCGCCGCCAUCGGAUAACGUGAUGUUCGACAACCAGUGCUAUGCGACCACGCCCAGCUCCAGCAACGGCAACUCCGAUCAGGAUCAGUCGUAUGGGCAGCAGCAGCAGCCACAGCAGCCGCAUCCACAGCAGCAGUCGCAUCAGCCGCAUCAGCCGCAUCCGCCGCACCCACAGCAGCGGGCAUCCAGGCAUCAGCAUCAUCAGCAUCAGCAGGCGCCCAAUGUGACGCCCACACCGGGCAGCCCCACCUCGCGGCUGCUCAUGGAGUACGAGAUGCACUUGCGUAAUACCCUGGCCAAGGGCAUGGACGCCGAGUCCUAUAGCCUGCAUACGUUCGAGGCUCUGCUCUCCCAGAGCAUGGAGAAUCUGGCCAAUGCGAAAUCUUCAACCUUGCCGCUGCCGCCGCAUCGCCCCCUAUCCACCAUACGGGAUAAGGAACGCGAUCGUGAUCGGGAUGGCUAUUACAGCGAUCGCAACGAAUUGAUUCGCGAGCGUGAACGGGAAAGGGAUCGCGGCUAUCUGUCCGAUCACAAUGCUAGUUUCUCGAAUUCUCGCUGUGCCAGCUGCAUUGGUGAAUCGGCACGUGCUCAGUGGUUCCGUCAUUCGGAUGGCUGGCGUUCGGGCAGCUCGACCAUUGGUUCCGGUUCCGGCCACGGCAUGAUGGCCCAGCAAAUGGCCGGCUCCGGUCACAAGCGUUCGCCCUGGGACUCGCUGCCGUCGCUGCGCCAAGACAGCAGCCUCAACGAUUCCGGCUAUAAGAGUGCACGCGCUGACUCCUUGGAGCAACGUGCUGAAUUUAUACGUCAGGAUAGUUUGCGAUCAGAGUAUUUGAGCGAUCGCGAAUCACGCUAUGGAAUUGUACAACAGGCCUCUAUAGAGAGCACCGAUUCGCGCAUGUGUUAUCUCACAUCGUCAGAGAUCUCGGACGAUGAUCGAAUGAGCCUAACUACUGCCGUUUCGGAUGAAGAUGAUGGCGAAAGUGUCAUGGCGUCACCAUAUAAAGCAAAGGCCACUGGCACCGCUGCAUCCUCCUUCAACUGCACGGGCGCUGUGCGUAAAGCCGGCUUUCUAUCGGUGAAGAAAUGGCUGCUACGUAAGAAGCAUCAAAUCGAGCUGGCUCGCAAGCGCGGCUGGAAGGGCUACUGGGUGUGCCUGAAGGGCACCACGCUCCUCUUCUAUCCGUGCGACUCGCGCGAGGGCCGCAGCGUCGAGGCGGCGCCCAAGCAUUUAAUUAUUGUGGACGGCGCGAUUAUGCAGCCAAUACCGGAGCAUCCGAAGCGCGAUUAUAUAUUCUGUCUGAGCACCGCAUUCGGCGAUGCCUAUCUGUUCCAGGCGCCCUGUCAGGUGGAGCUGGAGAAUUGGGUAAAUAGCAUACACAGCGCCUGUGCCGCUGCAUUUGCGCGUCAUCGCGGCAAAACGGGAACACUGCAUCUGCUGCAGGAGGAGAUCUUUCGCCUGGAGAAGGCCAUUGAAUCGGAUCACAAGCUGAAGCACAUGGCUGAGCUGCAGCAAUCAGUUGUCACCGAUCAGGAGACACGCCAUCAAAUACAGGCACAGAUUUUGCAAUGGGAGGAAAACCUUGAACGUCUGCACUGCGAACAGUUCCGACUACGCUGCUAUAUGGCCUCGCUCCAGAGCGGUGAGCUGCCCAAUCCAAAGUCACUGCUCACCCACGUCUCGCGCCCCACAAAGAAUACCCUGAAUAAGCUGGGCGUUUUUACGGUCUCUUCGUUCCACGCCUUCAUCUGUGCCAGGUCGCCGUCGUUGCUCAAUAAUUUGCUGGCCGGACGUGGUGCCACCAAGCGACGGCCGCCGAUGCUGUCUCGCUCGAACAGCGGCUCCAGUCGCCGCUCCAUGCAGAUGAAUUCACGUGACGAGCCGGAAAAAACCUUCAAAGUUGCAAUGCCCGACAAUGCUUACUCGACAGUUUAUCUACGUGACGCGAUGUCUGUGGAGGAAUUCCUUGCCAGCGCCUGCGCCCGUCGCAACCUCAAUCCGAUGGAGCACUUUGUGCGCGUCAAGAAGCGACGUGACAUGGAGGAUCACAAUUACUUUGUGCCACAUCGCAAUGAUCUGAUUGAAAAUUAUCUACAUAAUCACGAAUUUGUGGAGGUGUGCAUGAAAAUACUGUACCAGGUGGAGCUGCAGCGCACCACAUUGGAGCAAAUGUGGGGCUUCUCGGUGGAGGCGGAGCUGAUUGAGAACGCGGAGCGGCAGGAUGAGCUCUGUUGCUAUGUGAGCCGCGUCGAGGACAAAAGCGUGGCCAUGCACAAUGGCAUUAUCAAGGGAGACGAAAUAAUGGUCAUCAAUGGCGCAAUUGUUUCCGAUCUAGAUAUGAUGUACUUGGAGAGCGUGCUGCAGGAGGAGCAAUCGCUCAGCAUGAUGAUGCGCUCCUCACGCACCGAGCCGCCAGAUCUAGUGGGCAUAAUGCGUGUAACGGACGAUAUGAUUGACUCUCUGGUGUGCCCGCCGCCGCCCACAGAUCCGCCAGUGAUGAGCGAAGAGAUGAUAACUGGACUGAUUGUGCCAGCUCCCGGUUGGAAUGGCACUGGCAAGGAUUUGUAUUCACCGGAGGCGGAAAGCUCGCCGGCGCCCUCAUUUGUGGAGCCAACUGUGGCGCAAUUGGCAGCCGGCGCUGGCGCUGGCGUUGGCGUUGGCGGGGGCGGCAUCAUUUCAGGACUGGGCGUGGCCAAGCCAACAUCGCGCACCAGCAGCUUUGAAAUUGAGAAUCUGCUCAAGACUGCGGAGCAAGAAACGCGCAAAUCGAGCCCCACGGGUUCAGUCACAUCGUCGGUCUCGACCACAGCUUUAACGCCAUCGCGCCAACUGACCGAUGCCGAGAAGCUGCGCAAAGUCAUCAUGGAGCUGGUGGAGACGGAGCGCACCUACGUCAAGCACUUGAACAAUCUGCUGGAGCAUUAUCUGGAGCCCAUGAAACGCGAAACGUUUCUAUCGAAUGCGGAAAUUAAUGCGCUCUUCGGCAACAUACACGAGAUUGUUACAUUCCAGCGUCAGUUUCUCCAGAAUCUCGAAGAGGCGCUCGAACUUGAGCCGGAAUUCAAUAAAUUCGAGCAUUGCGGCCAGUUCAGGAACGUCUUGUUUGCGAUUGGCUCGGCUUUUCUCUAUUAUGUCAAUCACUUCAAGCUGUACUCCUCGUUCUGCGCCAGCCACAGCAAGGCCCAAAAGGUUCUACAUCCAAAUGAGGGCAACCAUGCGCUGCAGGAGUUCCUGGCCGCACGCAAUCCCAAGCAGCAGCACAGCAGCACUCUGGAAUCGUAUCUGAUCAAGCCCAUCCAGCGCAUCCUCAAGUAUCCGCUGCUGCUGCAGCAGAUGCGCAAUCUGACAGAUACGCGGGCCGACGAGCACGUCCACCUGUGCGAGGCACUCAAGGGCAUGGAGAAGGUGGCGGAGCACAUCAAUGAGAUGCAGCGCAUUCAUGAGGAAUAUGGCGCCAUUUUCGAUCAUCUGUUCCGGCAGCAUCAGAAGUCGUGCAAGCAGCCCAUCGAUUUGAGUCCAGGCGAUUUGCUCUACUAUGGCGGCGUCGAAUGGCUAAACAUUUCCGACUUUCUGGGCAAGAUCAAGAAGGGCCUCGAGCUGCACGCCAUGUGCUUUGUGUUCAAGUCGGCGGUGGUGUUCCUCUGCAAGGAGCGUUUGCGCCAGAAGAAGAAGCUAAUGGGCGUGUCGAGCAAGAAUGCACCAAAUGAGGUGGAAAUCAUACGGUAUCAGGUGCUAAUACCCGUCACCGAGGUGCAGGUGCGCGCCAGCUCGGCCAAGGACAUGGACUCGCACUUCCUCUGGGAGCUAAUACACCUGCGCUCGCAGCUGCAGCGCCGCUCGGAGAAGGUCUACGUGCUGUCCAAUAGCACCGCCGAUUUCCGCAAUGCAUUCCUUAAGACCAUCAGGCAGAUAAUCCGCGAGAGCGUGCGCAACAUGUCAAUUCCCAUGAAGAACUUUGGCGGCAGCUCCGGCUCCGUCUCGGGCAUGUCCUCCCAAAUGGGCGGCUAUGCGGGCAACUCGCAGACGCUGGAGCGACCCAAGCAGCAGAUCACCAUCGUUCAUGGCUCGCAUACGCUGGGCAAGCCGAAGAAGAAGUCCGGCUCGCAGCGCCACUCGGCGGGCAAUAUUGACUACGACAAUCUGUCGGGCAGCCAGGAGGGCGACGAUCUACCGCCGAGCGUUGGCGGCGGGGUGCACUAUAUGCCCCACUCCCAGCAGCAGCAGCAGCAACAGCAACAACAGCAGCAGCAGCUGCAGCAACUGCAACAACAGCCGCUGCCACAGCCGGGCGGCUUUCGCAGUCGCAGCAAGACGCUGGGCGAUGUGACAGAAAUCAUUUGCUCGCCCACAGAUUCGCAGCAGCCACAGCAGCAGCUGCAGCAGCAGCAGCAGCAACAGUCAAUGGCGCCGCAUCCACAUCCGCAUCCGCGCGAGCCGCCGCCACCGCCCAUCAGGCAGCCGCAUUUACAUCAUCACAGCAGCGACAUUGAGCGCAUCGAUCCGGGCACCAAGUCGGAGGGCGAGGAGGACUCACAGCAGGGCACAAUCAGGCCCAAGGCUACGCUGGGCCGCACGCCCAAUCACCUGACGCUCAGCACCACGUCGACGCUCUCGGUGGGCAGCACUGGCAGCCAGGCGCGCCUGAUACAAUCAUCGCAUCCGCCGGCCAGCUAUCAGCCGGUGCUAAUGAAGGAUCUAGGUAAGAGCAGCCUAGACGUAGUUGCCAGCGAGUCCGAGCACGAGUCGGAGUCCGAGGCGCAUGCGGUGCACGUGGCAGCCACGUUUAAUCUAAGUCUAGGCAGUAGUGGUAGCUUGUUCGCAGCAACAACAGCAACAACAACAACAAUCUGUAGCGACACUAAUCCAAAUCAGACCCCGACCUCGACCCAAGCACAGAGCCAGAGCCAGAGCCAGACCCCCAGACACUUGUCGCCGCGCCAGUCGCCUCGCCAGUCGCCCAAGCAGGAGAUCGAGGUCAUUGAGAUCUUCGAGAGCGAAGCGGAGCGCCUGGCCGCCUCACAGCAGGUGGCCGUAGUGCAUCAGCAUCCGCGAGGAGGCGAGGCGCAGCAAAAGCGACGCGAACGCGAACGCGAUGCCAGCAAUGGCUCAGGUGCCAGCGGGCAUGCGAGCGAAACGGAUGCCACCACACGCUUCAUGGACAAGCAUCUGUGCGAGCUGGAGCAGGAGGAUUUGGCGGCGGGCAUAUGCGACAUUGCCACCUACAUGGCCAAUCUGCGCGAGAAGGCCUUCGAGCCGACCGACGCCGGCGACGAGGCAGCCGAUCAGCAGCAGAACGACUCCAGUCUCUCGCCCGAGCCUCAGACCAUCGUGGAGAACACUCAGCAGAUCGUGACCGUGGACAUUGAGUCGCCCUCGCGGCCAGCCACCGAAUCGGACAGCACUGGUGGCAAUACAACUGGGCCCUCGGAGCGCUCCGGCGACGAUACCGAGGACGAGCCGACCAGCUCGCUGGCCUCGCACAUCGUCGUCAUCGACAAGAAGGUGGACAAAAUUUUCAAGGCCAAGUCGCCGGAGCGAGCGAGCGCUGCGACGGGCAGCAAGCCGAAGAGCGGCAAGCGCCAGAGCAUAUACAUUUCGCCAGAUCGGAGCAAGUCGCAGGGCAGCUCCCCGGUGCGCAUCAUAAAGAUCAAAUCGCCGCGGACGAGCGUCAGCGAGCAGGGCAAACGGCUGAGCAUCUGCUCCAGUCGCGAGAACUCGCAAGAUCGCCUCUCCGGCGGACGACGCACGCCCAGUCCACGGCGCAGCUCCGAGGGCGGCGGCAUCCUGAAGCACACAAGUCCCGGCGGGGGCAUCCUGAAGCCGCCAGCCAGCCCGGCCAAGUCGAAGAGUCCCGAUCGCAGCUGCCUGAAGAAGAGCGGCCCCUCGCACGUCUGCAGCUCGGAGCCGGGGACGGCAUCGUUGUCGCCGCGCAUCUCGCCGCGUGGCAGCGUCGACCAUCUGUCGCCCGAUCGGGCCAGCAUCUGCCAGCGCCAUUCGCCGCGCAGCAGCUUCGAUAGCCACGGCGGCUCCGACCACAACCUGGAUGUGCCCUACGGCGGCGGUGGCUCGCGCAAGCGCAGCAUGUCUGCCCACGGCAGCUUCGAGACGGGCACCAAGCCGCACGCCCAGGAGACAUAUCAGUACUAUCCGGUCUACGACAAUCAGACGUGCAGCGAUCAUUAUGUGGCCGCCGCGCCCACUAGCAGCCGCUACGGCUCGGGCAACGGACGCAGCCGGUUGAGCAAGUCGCUGGAGCGCUCCACCUCGCGCGACAGCACCACCACGAGCAGCUCGUAUCGCGCCUACGGCGUCUCGCCCGAGCGCAACUAUGUUGUCUACAGCUCCGGGCCACUGCGCUCCCAGUCCGCCGAGAACACCUUCUCGCAGCCCAUUUACGACGCGCUGCCCAGGCAGCCGCCACAGCAGUACAUGCCCAUGGUUAGCUACAUGCAGGAGAUGGAGAUGGCCGGCUAUGGCCAGCCGCCGCCGAUGGCCAUGCCAAUGGGCGGCUGUCAGCAUGAUCCCGCCCAGCAGUCGGUCUAUCAGCUGAGCUCCUCGGCGCCCGAGUACACCACAUGCAUUGACUGUCUGUACCAGAAGCGACCCUCCUAGCAUAAGUCCCGCGUGCGGCAGAGUCGCACGCGGAAGAAGACGCCACGCGGACUGAGCGGCAUGCCCGGAAUGCCAGGAAUGCCAGGAAUGCCCGGCAUGGUGGUUAGCACACAGCCGACGGCCAGCGGUGGCAUUGGCUACAUGCCGGACAUGGGCGGCGAUCCGGCGGGCGGCUGUGUCGACUGCCACGACUACUUCGAGAUCCAUGUCUAAGGGCAGGCGACGGGAUGCAAAUCGAGUGAGGAUGAGACACGUAAACAGGGAUUUUAUGAGACCGUUGAACUUAAGCUUCAAUUUACGAGUAGUUGAAACAAAAACUCAUUACAAAAGCGCAACCAAAGAUAACAGUAACAACAACAACAACAGCAACCCAGAAUGCCUCAAAAAUUAUACAAC
Drosophila navojoa is the source of this 8555-nucleotide messenger RNA. RefSeq names its product guanine nucleotide exchange factor still life (gene sif). The record is from RefSeq and is a predicted model, not a curated record. NCBI's taxonomy places the organism in Eukaryota, Metazoa, Arthropoda, Insecta, Diptera, Drosophilidae. Gene Ontology annotation, biological process: activation of GTPase activity; small GTPase-mediated signal transduction. Gene Ontology annotation, molecular function: protein binding; guanyl-nucleotide exchange factor activity.